AUGCAGAACAGUUGGCGAACGAAGAACACGCGCGUCCGGUGGUGUAGUCCCUGUUCCGUUUCGACCGUUUGAAAUCCGAGUUAAUCCGAGUACCGCCAAGCAAUACCAAAGUUUGAUUUGUUGUUUCUUGUUUUUCUUUUCCGCACCCGGGGAAGUUCCGAUUCCCAACGCCCCUGUUCCUUUGUUUCCGUCGUCGAAGGCUUCUUCGGUCAUCGUCUGUCGCCUCAAAGCCUACUGCAAUCGACGACGUGUGACGUGUGGUGCGUGCGUCUGUAUGUGGAAAUUUUCGUGUGUAUAAAGUUUUCGGUGUGUUUUACAUUUCGUCAGUGUGCCGUACACAAGAAUCGUAUAGGAGUUAAGAGUGGGAUAUUUCCUGUCGAAAUUGAUAGGAAUUCGUCGGUUUCCGGUGGUUUCGCGUGCGAACCGCGCAGGAAAUUAAAUUACUGCUAGUGGUUUCCAACCCCUGCUCCAAAUUCGGAUCGGGGUUAACUUCUCUCAGUUGAUGGUUUCAGAAAGUUCUCAAGUCGAGUCUAUUGUUUUGCGAAUAAAGGGAAUGCCUUCGCACGAAGAAGAUCCGUAAUCCGAAGCUGCGGCAACAGCGUACGAGGAAAACAGUGCGAGUGUGAAUCAUAUGAUUGCUUGGAUGCGGCUGAUGAUGACGAUGAUGCUGAUAAGUCGUGGAUAACUGCGAUUAUAUAAAAUACGAGGACCGAACACAGCAGCAUAUACAUAAAAAGUCACGGCAAUUGCAUGAAACCAGCCCGCAGAACCGAGCUUGUCUGACUCCGCAAAAUUUUCCGAACAAUAACAACAGAGAGACUGAGAAAUUAAUACGCCAAUCGGAUUAGAAGCCCCCCAUCGGAUAGUUGUCCAGUGCAGAAAAAGGGGGGAGGGCAUUUCGAGAGCCAAGAUGCAGGCGGAAACGGAAAGAUGAAGUCGAGCCAUCGCCGUUUGCCAAGAUUGGAAUUGUGUUUGGCAAACUCGACGAAAGCCGCCAAGACGACGACAGCGUCUACGGAAAAGUCCAACAGCGGCAUGGCAGAAACAAAGGAUUUAACGUCGAACUGCUGCUGCUGCUGCUGAUGAUGGUGAAAAUGUUCGUGCCGAAGUGACCUAUCGAAGAAAAUUCCAGUAACUUCUACUCUGUGCAAAUGGGUCUCACGUGUUCGUGUUAAUGAAGUGGAUUUAUUCGAAGUCGAGGAAAAAAUGUUUCUGCGAAGAAAUCGAAUCUAGCGCGGGAAAAGAUAUCGAAAGUGAAUCGUUGCCUUGAUCCAUAAAAUAGUAAUUUGUGAAAAUCAUACUAACGAAUGCGACUCUAGUAGAAGUCCCGUAGUGCAGAAUAUCCAAAGAUCAAUACAAUCAUUUCGCUACUCCAACUUACUUCGUCGAAUACACCCUUCAAUAGUUGUAGGAAAGUAAUUACUAGCAAUAAAUAGGCACAACGAAGUAAGCUAUCAAGCUGAAUACCAAAAAUAAUAAGAAUAAAAGUUAUUAGCGGUCUCAUUCCUAGUGAAAUUUACCUACCCUCGUAUCGUUCUUGAAAAUUACUAGCCUUCUAAUUAUUAUCAACGAAUUAGAGUAGAGCACUACCGGUAGCGGAAAAAGUGCGCGCGCAACAACUAGUGAUAGUGAUUCGUAGAUCCAACUUGAUUCCAAAGCCGAGAAAGGAGCAGUAGAAAAAAAAGAAGAUUCGCCGCAGCAAGAAGAACCCAAACAAGAAGCGAAAAUGCCGGUCAGAAGAGGACACGUCGCUCCCAAGACAACCCUUAUUGAAACGAUAAUCAGGAAAUUCGAUACGCAUAACCGUAGCUUCCUAGUGGCCAAUGCGCAGCCGGAAUCGUGCCACAUCAUCUUCUGCUCGGACGGUUUCUGCAAGAUGACCGGGUUCACGAGGGCCGAGGUAAUGCAGCGGUCCGCCUGCACCGAGUUUCUCCAGGGCCAGAUGACCUCCCAGGCCGUGGUCCAGUCGAUCAAGGAAGCGCUGCGGAAGGGCGAGGAGAAACACUUCGAGAUACUGUACUACCGGAAGAACGGUUCCAAAUUCCUCUGCUCCGAGGUGAUUGCCCCGAUCCGGUCCGAGGUGGACGACAUCUCGCUGUUCAUCAUCAACUUCGAGGACCUGACCAACCCGACCAGCCCGGAGCCCAUCGAGCCGAAGACUCACCACCGCAGUUUUCUUUCAGUGGACCGGGCCAGGGCAAGUUUUAGACAAUCGUUCCGCAUCGGACACAUUGCCCUGCGGGAUCGUGGUCUCCGGUUGGCCGGCUAUCUCACGCCGCCUUCCGAUGCCACCCAAGAGGAGGAGGAGAUCGGCAUCAACAAGAGUGCGAUUGAGAGGUAUAAUUUCAUGGGGUUUUGCAGUGACAGGGUUAGCCAAACGACGGUGCUCAAGGUGGAGACGAACAUCUGGGCACCGAUGUCGACGCCGGCGCUGACGAGGACCAAGGAGCUGGAGGCACUGCAGGCCGAUGUCGAUACGCUCAGUGGACCAGGAGAAAUUGUGAUAACUACCCCGGAGGUGGCCAAAGCGGAAGUGACAACAAUCGAGCUUCCGACGCCAAUCGUCGAUUCCAAACCAGAGUUUCAGCAAACCAAAAGUUUAGACUUUGAGAUACAAUCAAAACAGUUCGGAACGCCAGCAGUGUGUGCGUGUGUGAAAGCUCGCUUUGCUGCCCGACGAGCUUUCUGCCUGGCUACCACUACCACUACCUAUCUACAUACUUCCUUUGUACAGACAAGUUUGUACGAUUGUUUGCGAUCAGUAGAAAAUGUCAAGAACCUUUCGGGUGAUCCCAAUGGUCGCGAAAGCCCUGCCCAAGGACCCACGGGAUACCACGCGCGACAGUAUUUUCCGUACGUUUCGUCCGAGAGCGACCUCCAACGCUACAAAGCAGUGCCAUUAAAGCAGAACUCGAGCCACGAGCCGCGAACCAGUUCAUCACUUUCUAAUGUGCCUUCAGACUCUACUAAAACUAAGCAGGAUAAUGGAUCAGCGAAAUACUUUCAGGGAACAAGACAAACAAUAAAUAUGGGUGAAAAAGUAGCACAGGUCCUAUCGCUCGGCGCCGAUGUUCUACCGGAAUACAAACUACAGAGUCCACGUGUUCACAAAUGGACAAUACUGCACUACUCUCCGUUCAAGGCGGUGUGGGACUGGAUAAUAUUAAUAUUAGUUAUGUAUACAGCAAUAUUUACCCCGUACGUAGCAGCAUUUUUGCUGGGAGAACCUGACUUUAAUCAAAGGAAAAAUCGCAAAUAUGCUGAUGACCCAAUUGUGAUAAUUGAUUUAAUAGUUGAUGUAACAUUUGUCAUAGAUAUAUUAAUUAAUUUCCGAACGACGUUCGUCAACGGUCAGGAUGAGGUGGUAUCUCAUCCGGGCCGCAUCGCGGUGCAUUAUCUUAGCGGCUGGUUUCUGAUCGACCUGGUGGCGGCCAUCCCGUUCGACCUGCUGCUAGUCGGAAGUGAUACAGACGAGCUUGGCUUGGACAAAGAUGAGACAACGACUCUGAUUGGUUUAUUGAAAACGGCACGUCUAUUGCGUCUAGUGCGAGUGGCAAGAAAGAUCGAUCGCUAUUCGGAAUAUGGCGCUGCUGUUUUAGUAUUACUGAUGGCUACCUUUGCACUAAUCGCUCACUGGCUGGCUUGUAUUUGGUACGCGAUAGGCAACGCCGAACGGCCAUUUAUGAAGAACAAAGUAGGCUGGCUGGACGCGUUGGCCGAGGCCACCCAGGAGUAUUACUAUGCCAACAACACCGGUGGAGGUCCGUCGAUAAAGUCACGAUACGUGACCGCACUGUACUUCACCUUUACCUCGCUGACGUCGGUGGGCUUUGGGAACGUGGCUCCCAAUACGGACGCCGAGAAGAUUUUCACGAUAUGCGUCAUGCUGGUCGGAUCCCUCAUGUACGCCAGCAUCUUCGGUAACGUUUCGGCCAUCAUUCAACGGUUAUACUCCGGCACGGCACGAUAUCACACACAGAUGUUGCGUGUUCGCGAGUUCAUUCGGUUUCAUCAGAUCCCCAACCCACUGAGGCAACGACUGGAGGAGUACUUUCAGCACGCUUGGACCUACACCAAUGGCAUCGAUAUGAACUCGGUGCUGAAAGGGUUCCCCGAGUGCCUGCAGGCCGACAUCUGCUUGCAUCUCAACCGGAAUCUGCUCAACAAUUGCUCUGCCUUCGAAGCGGCCAGCCCCGGCUGUCUGAGAGCACUAUCGUUAAAGUUUAAAACCACACACGCUCCUCCCGGCGACACCCUGGUGCACAAGGGAGAUGUCCUCACGUACCUAUACUUUAUAGCGCGUGGCUCGAUAGAGAUAUUGAAAGACGACGUAGUCAUGGCGAUAUUAGGCAAAGAUGAUAUUUUCGGCGAAAAUCCCUGCAUCCACACGACGCUGGGAAAAUCAAACAGUAAUGUUAAAGCACUAACCUAUUGUGAUCUACAUAAGAUUCAUAGAGAUGACUUAUUAGACGUGUUAGAUUUAUUUCCGGAAUUUUAUGAUAGUUUUGUAAAUAGUUUGGAAAUUACGUAUAAUAUGAGAGAUGAGGAGCAAGCGGGAAUAGAGUUAAGGCAUCGACAUAUGCGACUCGGGUCACAAGAUAGAGAUAGCGAUACACGAUCCUAUGUUAGGAAGAUAAACACGAUGCAUCAUCAUAGACCGAGUCAGACCAAAUGUGAUAUUCCAAAUGAUAGAAGUUCGGGACAAAUAAGCACUAACUUCGAUGACGAUCGAAAGUUUUCUAUAUCAGGAAUGAUGUCUCAUAUAAAGAGAAGCAUACCAGAUCUUAGAUCGAACAGACAUCAACCACUGACCAGUACUUGUGCAUCUCCAAACGAGAGCCCCAAGAGCUCGCACAAGCACAGUCCGCCCAGUGAUCACCAGUCGCCGAAGGGGAUUGCACCGGAUACCGUAACGCUCAGUGCCAUCAGCAAUCGAGGUUGCAUCUGCGUCGGAAGCGGUAAGGAAGGGCCACUGGUCGGUCGACCCAGUGGCCCCGUAGACCUGAAGUGCAGUCCGGACGUCGAGGACGUGUUCCACCACACCGCACCAAUCAGCAGCACUGGCGGCAGGGACGCUAGUGAGCAUCACCACAUGCACCAUCACCAUACGCAAUCGCAGCAGCCGCAGCAACAACAGCCGCACCAUGAUAAUCUAGGAUUACUAACAAAUCAAUUAUCUGAUUUAACGAUAAGACUAGACAACUUAGAAGGUAGCCUAAGGAAAGACAUCAGAACGAUUUUAGACAUCCUGCACCAGCAGCAGCAGAUGCAGUUGCAGUUCCACCACCAGCAGCUGCACCAACAGCAGCAACAGAUGCAGCAGUCCGGCAAGACUGCGAUGUCAUCGUACCAACCGUCCGAGAGUGAUUUCUCCUUCGAUAUGUGCGCCGCUGCCGGGGACGCACCCAGUGGCAGUUUGGCGAAACAUGGAGGGCCGACCAGCCAGCAGCGGACCAACGUGCAAAGGUCCGUCUCGCAGCCCGAAUGCGCUAACGAGAAAAGCCUUUUCAAGUGCUCAAAGUUUUCUUCAUUUAACCAACCAAUGGACGACACUCCGGAGGGUCACAAUUGGAACAUUUUCGCUCCGAUUGCUAAGCUCGAGUCAUUGGAUGAAAUUGAUCAGGAUAGUAAACAUUCCAUCAGUCAGGACAAGCCUCAAUAACGCAAACUUCGGGAUGGAUGCGAGUAAAUCGAGUUAGUCGCGCAGUGGAAGCAAAAAUAGUCUAGCUAAACCAAAAGAACCUACAGACACACAAUCACGUAAUUUAGCUUCUCCUCUAGCCGAAACAAAAAAUCGAACAAAAACGCUCCGAUAAUGUUUAAUGUACAUAUUGCUUGAAAAUUAUUUCAGAUGUUCAUCUUUGAUCGAUUCCGGAAAACAAACAAAAAAAUCAACCAAAACAAUUGUACAUUUUUCAUAUAGAUACUGUGCAUAAUUUAUACGAGAAGGUAAUAUCAGCAGAUUUUUACGAUGAGCAAAACGAGAAAAGCAAAUAUUAAAGGAAAACGUUGAAAAAAUCUACAAAAAAAAGGCAACAACCACAAACAAACAAAACACGCAUAUAUAAAACGCAGUGAUAAGCUCCGAGAUGCGAGUGACAAAACGAACGAAACCAAAAAAAAAAAAGAGAAAUGGAAUGCUCCAUUUUUAGUUGUUAUCAAAUCGUUAUAAGCUCCAACGCCGUGGGCCAGCAAAAUGCAUAAAGCAAAAUCUCAUCAAAUUUUAGGAAUUAUUACAUUUUAGUAAAUUCAAUUCGAAGAUGAUUUUGUCAUUUUCUUAGAUGCAAUUGUUCACGCCAAUUCCCCUUCUUAGAUGGCAUUUUGUUAUAGUAACUGAGGUAAUUACUUAAAUCGAGCAACAAGUCUAGAAAGACAAAAAAAGAUCUGUAAGCGAUAAGUUAGUUGAAAUUUUGUUUUAGUGGUUAAACAAUAUCAUUACCAUUAAUUUUUCCAAAGGAGUUAAUUCGAGGGAAAAGACGUUAGUGAAUUCAAACUAAAACUCUAGCAAGGUUAUGAUAAGGUGAUAAAAAGCGGAAACAUGACAAAAAAAUCCACAAAUACCAAACACAAAGAAGUCAGAUGAAGGAUGGUGUUACGCUUCCUAGAAGUGGUCGCACUCUUGUUAAAAUGGUUACAAAUUAAAAAGUCUCUCACAUACACACACAUCUACAUUCUCACAACACCAACACCAGAUAUAUUCACACUCACUCGAUACAAAUGGAAUACACUCUCACACAUACACAACAACCAGCAUAACUCAACGGACAGGAUCGACGAAUUCGUCCGUUCCGACCGCCGGAUGUUGUUUCUCUCUAAUCGAAAACAGUUAUUUUUGUGGUUUUACAUUUAUCCCAGAAUAAAGCGAAACUGUUGACCAUUUGCGAUUUGCGUUAACGUGAAAGUAUGCUACAAAUUUUAAGCUUGAAUGGCGGCAGUGAAACAGAGUGAGGCUUACAUUUACAUUCGACAGCAAACAAACACAACACAGACACAGGCAGCAGCCACAACAGCAACAGAGAAUAAACAGA
Molecule: messenger RNA, 7028 nt
Organism: Aedes aegypti (yellow fever mosquito)
Lineage: Eukaryota; Metazoa; Arthropoda; Insecta; Diptera; Culicidae
Gene: sei
Product: potassium voltage-gated channel subfamily H member 6
Exons: 27
Coding region: 1727-5662 (1311 amino acids)
Biological process (GO): potassium ion transmembrane transport; membrane repolarization during action potential
Cellular component (GO): membrane
Molecular function (GO): inward rectifier potassium channel activity
Source: RefSeq, a predicted model, not a curated record